Messenger RNA from Nelumbo nucifera (sacred lotus), 1181 nucleotides. RefSeq names its product Ankyrin repeat family protein. NCBI's taxonomy places the organism in Eukaryota, Viridiplantae, Streptophyta, Magnoliopsida, Proteales, Nelumbonaceae. The record is from RefSeq and is a predicted model, not a curated record. Gene Ontology annotation, biological process: protein ubiquitination; positive regulation of protein catabolic process. Gene Ontology annotation, molecular function: protein binding.
UGUUCUCAACAAGUUGAGAAACCCGCGUGGUGAGUAGCGAAUAGCGAUAAGCGGCUGGCGUUACCGAGAGGCCGAGAGGGAGAACUCAUCGCACCAGUUGCUAACUACAACACCCUCUCGAUUUUGUCGGUCGCCGGAGAAGCAAUGGCGGUUCCAGGUAGGCGCAAUGGGAUGAAUGACGACGACGACAACGAAGAGGGUCUCUUUGAGGAAGAAGGUCUAUUGGAGCCAGAGGCCGACACCCCGCCUCACCUUCGCUCCCUCGCCGAAGCAGCCCAGCUCGGAAACGUUGAUGCACUCAGCCGGGCUCUUGAUAACUUCAGUGGAAGCAUUGAUGAACCCGUGGAAGAUGGAGACACUGCCCUCCAUUUAACCUGCCUUUAUGGUUACCUGCCUUGUGUCCAGCUACUGCUGGAAAGGGGAGCUAGUAUGGAAGCCAAGGAUGAGGAUGGAGCAAUUCCUCUUCAUGAUGCUUGUGCAGGGGGAUUUAUUGAAAUUGUCCAACUUUUAAUUAGCAGUGCUAACAACCCAGACUCUGUGAAAAGAAUGCUAGACACAGUUGAUGUGGAAGGAGACACUCCUCUUCAUCAUGCGGCAAGAGGUGAACAUGCAAAUGUUAUACGCUUGUUGUUGACUUUUGGGGCUUCUCCUACAAAAGCAAACAUCUAUGGCAAGAUUCCAAGUGAACUUGCUGAUCCGGAGACAGAGGCAAGGAGAAUUUUGGAGACUGCUGCAAAUGCAGUGGCAUGCUGAUGGGAUGAGAUGUGCAUCCUAGGAAUAUUUAAUCAGAUUGUGACCUAUAUUACUUUCUGUUGGCCACUUGGCCCCUACCCCUAGAGGGUACAAUUAUAGAGAAACCUUUAUUCCAACGGCUUGUUAACUGUUAAGCAUUGUUACAGGAAGAGAACAACCGAUUUGUUUAUGAAUGGCAUUAAAAGUUCUGAAUUGAUGGAUAUGUCUAGAGGCAUUACAUUCACCACCAUAUCUUAGCACGAGUGGCAAGGAGCUUAUGUUAACUCAAGUCAACCAGGAUUGCGGUGGUAUAGCGUAAAAUCUAACAAGCUCUAUAAGUUUUUUCCUUCAUCUAUAUGUGUUUGAAUGUAGCUGAACACCAUGUGCAAGGAGAUCAGUUUCUUCAUCAAGGGAAGAGAAUUAUUUAUACAACACUUGUCACUUAUUCA